GGGGAUCAGAGGAUCUGGUAGAGCCGGCAGGUCAGGGGCUGGCUGGUGGAGCCAGUCUGAGGGCCUGGCUGCUGAUGUCACCAGUCUGCAGCUUCGGAUCCCAGGACCUCCCUGGGCAGGACCAGGCCCAUGGGCCAGUUUCACAGGGCUGAGCCUGGCCCAGGCUGUACCAGACCCUGGCAGAGGCAGAGGGACCCGGGGUCUUAUGGGAGCAGAGGCAGACAAUGUGAGCUUGGGAACAGGGGGCCCGCUGCCUAGGGGCUUGGGUGAAGGGACACUCUGCCCCACAGCUGUGGGGUCUUCUCACCCAGGAGAGGGGGCCCCUUGUGCACCGGUCUGGCAGGAACCAGCCUGGAGUGGGGUCUGUCCGUGGGGGCAGUCUCACAAGGCCUUCCACUUUCACCACAGCUUUGAAUCCUGACAGACCCCGGCCCCGCCCCACUUUGGCUCAUUUCCACAGUUCCUCGAAAGGGGAAAGGGGAUGCGGCCAGGUCUCCUUUCCCGCCCCUACCUCUGGAGACAGCCCCCAGAGGCCGGGCCUCUUCCGCAGAGUGAGGGGAUGAAGCAAUCAGGCUUCCCCUUCCCUGCAGCUUGGCUCCGCCCUCCCCCCUCAUAAACCACUUACCUGCCCGUCCCACACCUUCCACUCGUGCCUCCUCGACCGUCCUGGGUCCCAGCAGUCCCAACCUGUCCCAGCCCGGCUGCCGGACUCAGCCCUGCUGUCGCCACCACCGCCGCCAGGCAUGAUGGACGGUCCUCGUUCAGAUGUGGGCCGCUGGGGCGGGAACCCUUGGCAGCCCCCCACCACACCUUCCCCGGAGCCGGAGCCGGAGCCGGAGCCGGACAGACGAUCUCGUCGAGGAGGCCGUUCCUUCUGGGCUCGCUGCUGCGGCUGCUGCUCAUGCCGAAAUGAAACAGAUGCUGACUGGGGACCUGAGCCCCACGGAGACCGAGGGUCUGGCAGGGGUCGAGGGUCCAGCUCUGGGGGUCGAAGACCAGACUCCCGGGGCUCAGAUUCCCGCCGGCCUGGCUCCCGGGCCAGUGGUGUGAACGCAGCUGGAGACGGCACUAUCAGAGAGGGCAUGCUGGUGGUGACCGGUGUGGAUCUGCUGAGUUCACGCUCGGACCAGAAUCGCCGAGAGCACCACACAGAUGAGUUUGAGUACGACGAGCUGAUUUUACGCCGUGGGCAGCCUUUCGACAUGGUCCUCCACCUCUCUCGGCCCUAUGAGUCCUCUGAUCAUGUUGCCCUGGAGCUGCUUAUCGGAAACAGCCCCGAGGUGGGGAAGGGCACGCACGUGAUCAUCCCAGUGGGGAAGGGGGGCAGCGGAGGCUGGAAAGCCCAGGUGACCAAGGCCAAUGGGCAGAAUCUGGACCUACGUGUCCACACCUCCCCCAACGCCAUCAUCGGCAAGUUUCAAUUCACGGUCCGCACACGUUCAGAGGCUGGCGAGUUCCUGCUGCCUUUUGACCCCCACAACGAGAUCUACAUCCUCUUCAAUCCAUGGUGUCCAGAGGACAUCGUGUACGUGGAGCAUGAGGAUUGGCGACAGGAGUACGUGCUUAAUGAAUCCGGGAGAAUUUACUAUGGGACUGAAGCACAGAUUGGCGAGCGGACCUGGAACUAUGGGCAGUUUGACCAUGGAGUGCUGGAUGCCUGCCUGUACAUCCUAGACAGGCGGGGCAUGCCAUAUGGAGGCCGCGGGGACCCGGUCAGUGUCUCCCGGGUCAUCUCUGCCAUGGUGAACUCCUUGGAUGACAAUGGGGUCCUGAUUGGAAACUGGUCUGGUGAUUACUCCCGAGGCACCAAUCCAUCAGCUUGGGUGGGCAGUGUGGAGAUCCUACUCAGCUACCUACGCACCGGCUAUUCCGUCCCGUAUGGCCAGUGCUGGGUCUUCGCCGGUGUGACCACAACAGUGCUGCGUUGCUUGGGCCUGGCUACCCGCACUGUCACCAAUUUCAACUCGGCACAUGACACAGACACAUCCCUCACCAUGGACAUCUACUUUGACGAGAAUAUGAAGCCUCUUGAGCACCUGAACCAUGAUUCUGUUUGGAACUUCCACGUGUGGAACGACUGCUGGAUGAAGAGGCCAGAUCUGCCCUCUGGCUUUGGUGGGUGGCAGGUGGUGGAUGCCACACCCCAGGAAACCAGCAGCGGCAUCUUCUGCUGCGGCCCCUGCUCUGUGGAGUCCAUCAAGAAUGGCCUGGUAUACAUGAAAUACGACACGCCCUUCAUUUUUGCUGAGGUCAACAGUGACAAAGUUUACUGGCAGCGACAGGAUGAUGGCAGCUUUAAGAUCGUGUAUGUGGAAGAGAAGGCCAUUGGUACGCUCAUCAUAACAAAGGCCAUUGGAUCCAACAUGCGAGAUGAUGUCACCCACAUUUAUAAACACCCAGAAGGCUCAGAAGCAGAGCGGAAGGCAGUGGAGACAGCAGCCGCCCACGGCAGCAAACCCAACGUGUACUCCACGCGUGACUCAGCAGAGGAUGUGGCGAUGCAGGUGGAGGCACAGGACGCGGUGAUGGGGCAGGACCUGACCGUCUGCGUGGUGCUGACCAAUCGCAGCAGCAGCCGCCGCACCGUGAAGCUGCACCUCUACCUCUCGGUCACCUUCUACACCGGUGUCACCGGGUCUGUCUUCAAGGAGAGCAAGAAAGAAGUGGUGCUGGCGCCAGGGGCCUCGGACCGCGUGUCCAUGCCUGUGGCCUACAAGGAAUACCGGCCCCACCUCGUAGAUCAGGGGUCCAUGCUGCUCAACGUCUCGGGCCACGUCAAGGAGAACGGGCAGGUGCUGGCCAAGCAGCACACCUUCCGUCUGCGCACCCCUGACCUUUCCCUCACCUUGUUGGGGGCAGCCGUGGUUGGUCAGGAGUGCGAAGUACAGAUUGUCUUCAAGAACCCGCUGCCUAUAACCCUCACCAAUGUCGUCUUCCGGCUUGAGGGCUCCGGGCUACAGAGACCCAAGAUCCUCAAUGUGGGAUGGCUGUUGUCACUCACCGCCAAGCCAGUCACCAGGGGAGGCUGAAGUCUAUUCCAAACCCUUCUGGGGAAUUUGCUCCACAGCCUGAAUCAUAUUCUCUAGAAUGUCCUUAAGGGUGGCCUUCUGGGGUAGACUUGACUUUGGAGAAACAGCCUGAAGCCAUUCAAAGCUAAGACUAAUUAAGAAGGUAGGUGGAAAAGGUGGGUAGUGUGCCCUUUUCCAUCAGAAAUGAGGUUCGGCUGUGAGGGAGGAACAGGAUGCACCCGGUGCGUGUCAGGGAGAGGGAGAGAGAGACAGACGUGGUGUACGUGUGGUUUUCCGUGGCUCUGAAGACAAAUCUGAGAGGAGUUUUUAAAUUCGUUUCAAGGCUUGAUAACGUGAUUGAACCAAUCCAUAAGUGAAGCACGAUGCUCAUUUGGAUGUCUAAUUUCUGGUGUCCUUGUCAGAGAGCCAGUUUCAUUACCUGCACUGUUUCAGGCCCAUUCCAGCUGUAGCAGCUGAUGCGCUCAACUUCAACCAGCAGACCUGGGUGUGUCAGGUCUUGCCUGACACUGAGGCCGGGGCUGGGAGAGAUCUUGACAUUCCUAGCUGGAAGCUGAAAAGCAAUUUCUCUUAGAAAUAACGUUUACAAGUAAAGGCUGUAUUCCGAUCUAGUACAGUUCAAUUCUAGUAUGAAUUAAGUACAGUGUUGAAGGCUGACCUGAGCCUAAACAGCUUGAAGUUUGUAUCUCUGGAAAAAUGGGCAUGAGUUAAAAAUGCGAAUUUGUAACCGGCCACAGUAUAGCCUACCUGUUAAGUUACAGACUUAAUGUCUAGUUAUAUAUUAUAAUAAGUCUAGAAAUUAGGUCUGUAACUUAAUGGGGAGACCAUCUAUAUCUCCCUGCCUUCCACUUAUUCCCUCCUUUGUGGAGCUUAGAGUCACCUUCAAGGCCAUCUGAUUCCACCCCCUCAUUUUAUAUUCAUUCCCAUUUUACAGACCAAAAAGUGAGAGUCAGAAGUUUAAUAAUUUGUCCUAAACCACACAGCUAACAGCGGUAGAAGAAAGAGUCCAAUGUGGUCCAGGGCAGCCCUUUGGAAGCAGGCUCCAAGCUAAAUGUUUUGCCCCAAGGAGAGCCCAUCUUUGAAGUUGGGAUGUUGGCUCUUUCCCUUAGAAGACUGAGAUGUCUGCACAAAGUCCGGCUCCAGAGUGGAUCCCCCAAGGCAGGCUUGGAUUGAAGAGGGGGCCAGAGGCAAGGGUUCAGGCAGAGGCAGGAAAGGACAGAUGCUAACAGGCACAAGCAGGUGUGAUAGAAAUGCAAUCGUGUUCAGUGUAUACAAUGCACAGGCCGAUUACUGCAGGAGCUCAGAGCAGGACAAGGUUCACUUCCCUGAGGGCAGGAGGUGCUCAAGGGGUGGUGUGAGCUGGGCCUGGAGCCAGCCCAGGAGCAAAGCAUGAAAACAGAGGUGAGUUCGGGGAGGGGAAGGAGCUCAUUGUUGGGGCUGGUGGGCAGGAGGAAUGGUGGGGGAUGAUGAGGCCUUGCAGGCGGGGCUGAGUCAGAGUGAGCCUGCGUGUCGGGUUAGGGAGCUGCCGUCUCAUCCCAGAAGCACCGAGGAAGCCAAACCCUUGACGGAUUCAGUUCACCUCCAAGUGACUAGAAACUAGAGUGGGAAAAUAAGAUAGGACAUUAGGAGGCAAGGAGGCCAGUUGGAAGGCUAGUGAAAUUGUGAUUCCCAGAGGGAGGGUCUGGGACUAAAUUUCCAGAGGUCCAUGGAGAAGGGGGGAAAUGAAGACACCAUAGUAUGUCUGUGUACACAUGUAUCUCUCUCUCUCUCUCUCUCUCUCUCUCUCUCUCUCUCUCACACACACACACACACAGUUGUCCCUUUAAAGAUGCCAAUUGUCUAUUCUUGGGAAGGACUUUCCUUUUUCUCUGAGAUAACAUCUUUCCAGUGUUUGGAGGUAUUAAAGAUGCUCCUUCCUCUUUGGUAAGAUGAUUAUAUUGCAGAGGCUGAUUAAUUAUCUUCCACUUUCUUUCUUGGCAAAACUGAAAUUAUUUGGCAACACUGCGUUGAGCCCCGAAGUCUCAUUUUAAAGUUUCCUUGGUCCUGGAACCCCCAGAUGAGAUGGGGUGGCUGGUCUGGUUAGGGCAGGAGCAUUGGCGAUGGAGAGGUGGGGGACAC
Messenger RNA from Herpailurus yagouaroundi (jaguarundi), 5144 nucleotides. It is a transcript of the gene TGM1, whose product is annotated as transglutaminase 1. Gene Ontology annotation, molecular function: protein-glutamine gamma-glutamyltransferase activity. The transcript has 15 exons. The coding region runs from base 744 to 3029 and encodes 761 amino acids. Gene Ontology annotation, biological process: peptide cross-linking. NCBI's taxonomy places the organism in Eukaryota, Metazoa, Chordata, Mammalia, Carnivora, Felidae. The record is from RefSeq and is a predicted model, not a curated record.